This is a messenger RNA of Capsicum annuum, 981 nucleotides long. RefSeq names its product cyclin-U1-1. The transcript is spliced from 2 exons. The coding region runs from base 88 to 813 and encodes 241 amino acids. Gene Ontology annotation, biological process: regulation of cyclin-dependent protein serine/threonine kinase activity. Gene Ontology annotation, molecular function: protein kinase binding. Lineage: Eukaryota; Viridiplantae; Streptophyta; Magnoliopsida; Solanales; Solanaceae. The record is from RefSeq and is a predicted model, not a curated record.
CAAACGUUCUACUUCCAAAUUCUAAUUAAACAACACAAAACUACACUAAAAUAUUCCCUCAUACACAACAUCAUUUUCACUAAUUAGAUGCUACACGAGGGCGGCAGCGACGAGUUCCACCGCCGGCCAGACCCGAGCGCAGUAGACGCAGCCAACCCUCGGGUCCUAACCAUCUUGUCCUACGUGCUUGAAAAGCUCGUAGCACGAAAUGACCAGUUACUAAUGCUAGGCCGCCAUAUUGUUGCUGAAGAUAAUGGGCUCAUGAGUAACGGUGAAGGCGGCCUAAAGAGGAUACUAGGGAAGAAUUUUAAUGCAUUUCAUGGGGUGAGAGCGCCCAACAUAAGUAUACCAAAGUAUUUGGAGAGGUUAUACAAGUAUACGAAUUGUAGCCCUUCUUGUUUUGUGGUGGGGUAUGUGUAUAUUGAUAGAUUGGGGCAUAAGUACCCAGAUUCUCUCCUGGUUUCUUUGAAUGUGCAUAGGUUGCUUGUCACCAGUGUUAUGGUUGCUUCCAAAAUGCUCGAUGAUUCACACUACAACAAUGAGUUCUAUGCCCGUGUUGGAGGAGUAAGCAAUGCAGAAUUAAACAAGCUGGAAUUAGAACUGCUAUUCUUGCUAGAUUUUGGAGUUAAUGUAAGUGCGCGAGUUUUCGAGAGUUAUUGCCAGUAUUUGGAGAAGGAAAUGUUGAGCAAUGGACCAGGCCUCAAGAUUGAAAAGCCAGCAAUUAAUAGCAGUACUGGUAUUGUUGAUGAUGCCACUGAAAUUUCAGUAGAAGAUACUCAUGACACUUCUUCACCAUCCCAAUUGCUAGACUGAUUACGUCGAUCAUCAGUGACAGAGCUAUAAAUUCUAACGAGAUGAUUCAGUAAAAUGUAAAAAUAUUUACAUGUUCAUGUGUUACUUUUCCUAUAUUCGUGUAAGUUAUCUUGCUGUGACUGUCAUUGUGCAACUGAUCAAACACUUUAAAGUAUUUCAAUUUGUGCA